Messenger RNA from Neoarius graeffei (lesser salmon catfish), 574 nucleotides. RefSeq names its product transcription factor 24-like. Gene Ontology annotation, biological process: regulation of transcription by RNA polymerase II; developmental process. The record is from RefSeq and is a predicted model, not a curated record. The transcript has 3 exons. Gene Ontology annotation, molecular function: DNA-binding transcription factor activity, RNA polymerase II-specific; protein dimerization activity; RNA polymerase II transcription regulatory region sequence-specific DNA binding. NCBI's taxonomy places the organism in Eukaryota, Metazoa, Chordata, Actinopteri, Siluriformes, Ariidae. The coding region runs from base 1 to 507 and encodes 168 amino acids.
AUGCUGGAUGGACCUGGGUGUGUGACAGUUAUGGAGGACAGUCCUACAUCCAGCCCGAGCUCUAGCCCGAGUCCCGACGCGCUGCCUUCAGACCGGAGACGAGGGCGCGUGCUGUCUGCAGCCGGUGGUCUCGGGACCAGAGGGCGACCGGCAGCAGCCAACGCUGCGCGCGAGCGGAGUCGCGUUCAAACCCUCAGACACGCGUUUCUGGAGCUGCAGAGGACCCUGCCAUCGGUACCACCCGACACCAAACUGUCCAAACUCGACGUACUCAUAUUAGCCACUACAUACAUAGCUCAUCUGACCAAAACCCUGCAGGAAGAGGGCAUGGAAGAAGGAGACGGCGCAAAACGGAACGAACCGUUAAAUUCACUCAAAGGCGGCGGUUACCUGCAUCCUGUGAAAAAAUGGCCCAUGCGCUCGAGGUUGUAUAUCGGUGCCAGUGGCCAGUUCCUGAGCAGUUCAGGCCAGAACGAAAAUCAAGGAUCAUCAUCAUCUCAGACAUAAUCCCUUUGCACACAAGACUUUCUUUUAAUUAAAAUGAAGUUUUAAAUGAUCAUUUCAGGAUGUUUGC